ACAAUCACUCUCUCGCCUUUGCCAGAAUCAGUCGCAUUGUGUUCAUUUCAAGAGGAGGACCUACGUUCGGAUUUCAAGAGGAUACGUCUACCACCCAACUACUUCUUCAUCCAUUUGGGGUCUAGUAAAGUAAAAUUAAUCUGAUGAGAAUAUGAACCUUGGGAAAUAAAAGGAAUCAUGCCAAGAAUCGACCCGAAUCAAUUACUCCAGACCCUUGGGGUUUUGUUGGCUCCAAGUGGUGGAAUUAAAUCCACUGACGAAGUCACUCGCAUUGUCACACUUAUGCACAAAUUCUCGCGAACACUCGUUUCCAAAUGCAUUUACGUUCAGAUCUUAAAAGCCACCACUCCCAAUCUAUUAGAAAGAUUCUUAGGCGAACAGGGUUGGGAGUUGGUCAAUGUUUGGUUCAGUGACGCUGUCAAGAAUCAAAACUGGGCUUUCUGCUAUGAAAUGAUAGAGCUCUUCGCUCUCUGUCCAAUAAGUUCAAAUAGAUUGAAGGACAAUGUAGAGAACAAUCAUGCACCUAGGCUCAUAAACCAGCUACGAGCAGAAGAAACUGCUCCGGUUACAGUGAAGGAGCUAGCAUCCGAUGUUUACAAUAAGUGGGUGAAUGUGGUCUCUCCCACAAAAGAUACUCCAAAUGCUCCACUUAAAGUAACCCUCAAGAUAAAGGCCGAUGACAAAUCCAGCGAAGAGGACACGUCUCACGAGUCCAACGGCCUUUCCGUGCUCCAAAGCAUGACUGAAGAGGUUUCUCAAAACAUUAAAAAGGAGACCAAACCCGCCCCAAAGGACUCCAUCAAAAAGCCGACCUCAGAGUCGUUAAAGCGACAGCGAAGCAAGGACGUUCUCCAUCAUAAUCACCACCACAGUAAUAAGCACAAGUCUGAUAGUCACAGGAGCAGCAGCAAAGACAAGGAUGGGUCAUCUAAGAGAUCCAGCAAGGAGAAGGAUAGGGAACACGAUCGGAAAAAGAGGCGUGAGGAUCGAGAGAAACAUAGGGAUCGAGAAAAUGUGGACAAAGAUAAGGAACGAGAGCGUAGGAAAUUCAGACCUGAUCAUCGGGAUGAAGUGGACCCGUCCGAGAAAAGACGGAUUAAGGAGAUCGCCCGCCGACUUAAAGAAGAGGAACAAGCCAAGAAGGACAAGGAUACCUUAAAUAAAGUUGGCUUUGGCGGAGCACCGUCAAUGGCAAAGAUCCCCAAAAUUCCCAAGAAAACAUCUGAAGACAAGAAGAAAAGUGGCUUGAGCUUCGAAGACAUGCUUGGUGGUCUGGAUUCUAAGCCCAAAACUGUCAAGACGCCCUUGAACAAGAACAAGACCGCUGCCCUGUUGGAGGGUCUCACCAAGGCUUCUACUUCGCCGAGUCAGACCAAGUCCAAAGACUCAAGUAAUUCGUCCAAACACCAUCAUUCGCCUUCGUCUUCCUCUCUGAAACGGGAUCAUACUUCCGCAAUUGCCAACGGGUCCUCUCAUAAGGAUGCAAAGGAUUCUCGCCGUGACUCCCUCUCAAGAAAGGAUUCCCAUACCUCAGUACUGUCGUCUAAAAGAGCUAGUCUGGAUGGAAUCGGAGAUCUCAAGAAACCUCCAUCAUUGGUUAUUCCUGAGAAGAAGAGGCCUAGCGAUAAUGACAGCCCCAAAACUAAGUCUUCCUCGCCUCACAAUGUCUUGGACAGCUCUGGUUUCAUGGAUGCCAUAUUUAGCUCCAUUCAUAAAGAUGAACCGCGAAAGAAGAAGCGACGGCUCUCCGAUGUGCUUGCUGAGAAGAAAAAGGCCGAGAAGACCACCCUUGAAAACGAUUCAGAAGAAAAGGGCAAAAGUUCCCCGAUCGAAAAUGACACAAAAGAGGAAUCGAAUGAAGACUCUGCUCCCCCUCCGGUGUUCAGCUUUUACCGAGAUACCUUGGAGGAAACCAAUGAUGAAGCUACAGAAGAGAAGAAGCCCGCGAGCGUGAAGCCCAAAGUUAUGGACGAUUCCGAUGAUAAUGACCCGAGUCAAGAGGAGGAGAAGGAAGAAGCUCAAGAGGAUUCUCUUCCAAAUGAAAAGGGAAACCGGAAAUCCGUUUCACCGAAAGACCAACAAGUAUCAGAGGACGAAAUGCCUUUGAACGAGCCUGAAGUGAUGCCUAGAGAUGUCAGAGGAAUUUUGAUUUACCAUCGGGGUAGAGAUCGCCAGAAGAAACGCAUCACGUGGAAGCCCGAAUCCAACUUGGUGGCUGUGAAAUUUUUCGAGUUGGAUGAAGACGAGCGUGUCAAUGUGAACAAGAUCAAGUUUGAGAAUAUGCGCAGUAUGGAACUCCAAAUGGAGAAGGCCGCCAUAACGUCGAAAGGUUCAAUUGAUGAGGAAAUCUUGAUCCCUUGGUACAAUCCCGUUAAGUUCAAUGCUCCUAAGAGUGAAACAAACCCUGAUUUUGUACACGGUGCUAGUAGCAAGGAAAGAGAGAUUCAAGCUAAACGGGAGGGCAACGUCCUUCAGGCCCUUUACUUCAGUCGUGAAAUGACCCCAACAACGCCCGCAGAACCGGAUUCUGAAAACUUUCCAAAGGACGCCCCAAUUCAGAUUCCUCUCGAUGAUGUUGAAGGAGGUGACGAGAGUGUCACUAGCUUUGUUGAAUUAGGUUGGCCUGCACCCCAUAUCAACGAAGUGGAUCGAACUGCCAACUUUGAAACAUCCUUGCCGCUUCCGCCAGCCUUGAGCAACCUUCUGAACAAAGUUGGCAACCUUCACAAUUUGAUUCCACCGCUCCAGCAAGCAGCCAAGUUAAGUGACGAAGACAAAGGAACUCUGGUUGCGCAAACCCAAGCUAUGAUUGCACUCGGCAUGAUCCCCAAUGAAACGACAGAACAAACUCAACCCGAUGAGUCCCCAUUACCUUUGAACGAACCUCAUCUUGAUCAUUUGGGCCCGAUGCCGCCAAUGGGUCCAGGAGGUCCAGCACCAGUUCCUCCGCCCAACGGUUACCGUGGGGAUCCUGGUUUUGGAUAUGGUCCCAAUGACUAUCCCCCACAGAUGGGAGGACCACCGAUGGGGGGACCACCGAUGGGAGGACCACCAAUGGGAGGACCACCCAUGGGAGGACCACCCAUCAACGGUUAUGGUCCACCUCCUUAUGGUGGACCUGGAGGUCCCAUGCCGCCCUUUGGAGGACCCCCUCUUCGAGGACCACCACCUCAUGGUUUUCGAGGGAGGGGUCGAGGUUUCCCUCCUCGAGGAAGCUUCCGCGGGAACUUCAGAGAUGAUCGUCGUUUAGGCCAUCUUCCGGAAAAUGAUUACAAAAUCAAAACAAAGCCUUGCGUGUUCUUCAAGACCGGUCAUUGUAGAGACGGCGACAACUGUCGCUUUAUCCAUUGAUUCGAUGCAGAGAACAAUGAGCUCAUCAGUGCAUGUAAUUUUCAGGCACUUAACUCCAUUCAGAAUCAUUCAUGUCAAGACUACCUUUCGUAUAAUAUUACCAACAAUUAAAUAUAUUGAUAAUUCUACUCAAAAGUUAAAGUUCAAUACAAUUGUUAUAUUUUUUUUACCCAAGUCAUGAGGGACCACAGAUGAACAAAAAAGUGCUUGCUUGAAAUGCCUCAAUGUAUUAUAAAAAGCCUAUUUCGACGUCAGGUUCGCCUGACUGGUCUCUAAAAUAUAGUGACGAGUAUGA
This is a messenger RNA of Tigriopus californicus, 3646 nucleotides long. RefSeq names its product serine/threonine-protein phosphatase 1 regulatory subunit 10-like. Lineage: Eukaryota; Metazoa; Arthropoda; Copepoda; Harpacticoida; Harpacticidae. Bases 178 to 3351 code for a protein of 1057 amino acids. The record is from RefSeq and is a predicted model, not a curated record. Gene Ontology annotation, molecular function: metal ion binding. The transcript is spliced from 3 exons.